AUGGUUUCGUUUCGCUUCCCUUUCUCGUUUUCUCAGCCCUUAAAUCCCAAACCACCGCAUGCCACGUCAUCCUCCGGAUUCGCCGUCGCAGUCACCGUCACCGCAGCAGCAGCCGCGGGAGUUGCGAUCGCGGCGUCGCGGAAUCCCAGAAAUCCGAUUCUGGAUUGGGUCUUCUCCACUCAUCGUUCUUCUCUGUUAUGGGGAUCUAUAACUCUAGCCGACUCUAGCUCCGAAUCCGUUGUCGAACCUAAGACCGGACUCUCGUUUCCCGCUACAAUCGGAGAUUCCCGGCGAUUACUCGGCGUCGGGCUGAGGAAGAAGAGCUUACUGGGAUUGAAGAACAUCGACAUUUACGCUUUCGGCAUGUAUGCUGAUUGUGACGAUGUGAAGAAACUUGUGGGUGAGAAAUACGCAAAUCUUCCAGCUUCGGAGCUCAGGGAAAACAAGGCAUUCGUGGAUGAUCUCAUGGAAGCCGAUAUAAAGAUGACUAUAAGGCUGCAGAUUGUGUACAGCAAACUCAACAUCCGAUCCGUGCGCAAUGCUUUCCAAGAAUCUGUCGGAAACAGGCUCAAGAAGUUCGGUGGCUUAGAGAACGAUGAGUUGCUUCAAAGCUUCACUAGCCUGUUCAAAGAUGAGUUCAAAAUUCCAAGAAGUUCCAUCAUUGAUCUGACACAAGAACCAGGCUAUGUACUCAGCGUAGCAAUUGAGGGAAACCACGUCGGGAGUGUGAAGAGCAAACUCUUGUGUAGGUCAAUCUUAGACUUGUACAUUGGUGAAGAACCGUUUGAUAAGAAUGCAAGAGAAGAUUUUCUAGACAAUGUGGCUUCUCUUGCCGACGUGUAG
Arabis nemorensis is the source of this 843-nucleotide messenger RNA. The record is from the annotation of a GenBank genome assembly. Lineage: Eukaryota; Viridiplantae; Streptophyta; Magnoliopsida; Brassicales; Brassicaceae.